Pyrus x bretschneideri (Chinese white pear) is the source of this 1008-nucleotide messenger RNA. RefSeq names its product nitrogen regulatory protein P-II homolog. Gene Ontology annotation, molecular function: ATP binding; enzyme regulator activity. The coding region runs from base 66 to 653 and encodes 195 amino acids. The transcript has 8 exons. Gene Ontology annotation, cellular component: chloroplast thylakoid; cytosol. Gene Ontology annotation, biological process: regulation of nitrogen utilization. The record is from RefSeq and is a predicted model, not a curated record. Lineage: Eukaryota; Viridiplantae; Streptophyta; Magnoliopsida; Rosales; Rosaceae.
GUACCCAAACUGGGUUCUCUAUCAAUGAAGCUUUUGGUCUGCUUUUUACAUAACAGUUGACAAACAUGGCUACAAUGGCGAGUGCAGGCCUGCUUAGCCCCCUCCAUUGCCACCUCAACGAGCUUCGGCUUUUGGGUUCGAGCUCCAUCCGCACCAAGCUCGCAGAAUUUCGGCUCUGUCAGCCCAUUAUCGCUCUAAAGCACGCAAGAAAUGCGUCCAUUGUUCCGGUCGUACGAGCGCAGAGUUCUUCUGGUUAUGUCCCAGACUCCAAAUUUUACAAAGUCGAAGCGAUUCUGAGGCCCUGGCGAGUUUCGCACGUUUCUUCGGCUCUGCUGAAAAUUGGAAUUCGUGGUGUUACUGUAUCUGAUGUUCGAGGCUUUGGUGCUCAAGGUGGUUCAACAGAGAGGCAGGGUGGCUCUGAAUUUUCUGAAGACAAUUUUGUUGCUAAGAUUAAAAUGGAGAUUGUAGUGAGCAAAGACCAGGUUGAGGCUGUGGUUGACACAAUAAUUGAGGCAGCCAGGACUGGAGAAAUCGGCGAUGGCAAGAUUUUUGUGGUGCCAGUCUCAGAUGUAAUCAGAGUUCGCACUGGGGAGCGUGGAGAGAAGGCGGAGAAGAUGACAGGAGGGCGGUCUGAUGUGUCCUCCUCUGCCUGAGUGAGAUUUGACGAAACUUGAUGAGUGCGACUCUAUUCAACCCCCCAUCCAAUCUCCCCCCCCCCCCCCCCCCCCCCACCCCCCUCUGUCCGUUAGAUCUUAGAAGAUUAGUGCUUCAUUUUUUGGAGUGUAUGCAGUGAUGGAAGAGUAGAAUAAGGUGUAAUACCAGUCAUGUAGCUUCUAUCUUUUAUCAGAAGGUAGAAAAUAACCCGGCAGUUGUUUCCCCUCUUAUUUAUUAAAUAAAAGUAGUGAACUUAUUUAGCGAUGAAGAAGAAUUUCUUAACAAAAAUAUGUGGGUAACUUUGUCUCUGUCUUUGGAAGAUGAAUGCUAUAUAGUCUAUGUAAGCUUGUUUUA